Molecule: messenger RNA, 207 nt
Organism: Lodderomyces elongisporus
Lineage: Eukaryota; Fungi; Ascomycota; Pichiomycetes; Serinales; Debaryomycetaceae
Exons: 1
Coding region: 1-207 (68 amino acids)
Biological process (GO): mitochondrial respiratory chain complex I assembly; electron transport chain
Cellular component (GO): mitochondrion
Source: RefSeq, a predicted model, not a curated record
AUGGUUCAAGCACACAACAAUCCAUGGGCCAAGCGUGAUGCUUGGAGAUACGAGGGCCAGUUUAGUCGGUACAACAGAUUCAGAAAUGCAUUUCCAGGUUUGGGUAUAGCUAUUGUUGCAUUUAGUGGCUAUUGUCUAGCUGAGAAGUUCUUGUUCCCACCAAAACACGACGAUCACCACGAAGCCGGUCACGAAGAGCACCACUAA